UACUGCAGAGCACAUGUUUCAGAAUGAAACAUUUUAUUGUACUAUUACACGGUGUCUUUCGGCGGGGUCCUUUGUGAAGCUGUUUUUUUUGCGUUUUUUUAUGGGUGAAUUUCCAUUGCGGAAUCAGAGGAAAAUGUGUAAUCGGAAACAGACCUUCGUGAUAAUGUCGAUACUUGUGACGUUUGCCGUAAUCGUUCGUUUCAGCGUUAUUACCGAUGCUCGCGCUAUAAGAAAUGUCAACGGGGUCAGCUCUGGAGGUUGCGUUGAUCGUGAUCCGGCUUGUCCGAUGCUGGCACAGGCUGGGCAGUGUGUAACUCAUGCAAAUUACACUCUGGAAGCAUGCGAACUAAGUUGUCGAAAUUGCCAUUCUCCACAAGCCGGAGCGUGAUUUGAAAGUCCACGAUGUGCAGCUCUUCCCUGCAUUAAUACAUAGAUUUGCAGACUGUCAGAGAAAGCUUUUCAUAAUAUUCCAGUGGAUAAUGAGGAUGUUUUUUUUCUGGCAAAAGGGCUGGGUAGAGAGUAACAACGUGUCCUAAAGGAUUUUGUAUUAUGGUAUAUUUAUAUGCAUAUACACCCUUGUACAGAUAACUUUACUGCUACAUUUUCUUCCAGAUAUUACGGCGUAAUGCACCUCGAAUGUAAUUUACAUGCAGCGAACCAGAAUAACUGCCGUGAUCUGUCUCUGCUAAUAAAAUAUGUGUAUGUGCUAUAUUCUACAUAUGAAUACUGUACUGUACACAUAAAUUUAGUAAUUCAAAAUAAAAUUGCUAUUUACAUUUCCAUAAUUAC
This is a messenger RNA of Paramacrobiotus metropolitanus, 789 nucleotides long. RefSeq lists its product as uncharacterized. NCBI's taxonomy places the organism in Eukaryota, Metazoa, Tardigrada, Eutardigrada, Parachela, Macrobiotidae. The record is from RefSeq and is a predicted model, not a curated record. The transcript has 3 exons. The coding region runs from base 14 to 388 and encodes 124 amino acids.